CGAGUGCGCGUAGCUUACGAACGAGUGACGGCUUGUAACUUCUUCGUCGUCUCCUUCGUAGGAUCUGAUCAUUCAAGAGCAGCUACUUGAGUUGUUUCACAAUCACAAGAGUCUCAUCCGAGCCACAAUUGGGCAGCAGAACAUCCAUUAACAAUCAUGACGGUGAAAGAGCUUCCUGAGUCGCGAUGCGACGUCUUGAUUGUCGGCGCUGGCCCUGCUGGUAUGAUGCUGGCUACGUGGAUGGCACGAUGCGGCAUAAACGCCCGGAUAGUCGACAAGCGCAGCACGAAAAUAUUCAACGGUCAGGCUGACGGGCUGCAGAGCCGCAGUCUUGAAAUCUUCGACAGCUUCGGAUUCGCAGAUCGUGCCUUGAAAGAGGCGAACCAUAUGCUGGAGAUGUGUAUGUGGAAUCCCGGGGAGGAUGGCACUCUCCGGAGGUCUGACCGCGUACCUGAUGCCAUAGUUGGGCUUUCGCGUUUCACUCAGAUUGUCCUGCAUCAAGGGCGCAUCGAGAGAUUUUUCUUAGACAAUAUCAAGAAGCACUCGAAGGAUUCGCUUCGUAUUGAGCGCGCUGUGCUUCCUGAAUCUCUGUCGAUUUCGGAAGACCUAUGCGACGACCACUCCCCAGAAACGUAUCCGCUCAAGGUGCAGCUGAGGCAUCUGACAGAGGAAGAGGCUACUCCGGCCCAAAGCAAUGGGGAAACCAUCCAAGAUGGUUUGUUCAGGAGUAACUUGGCCGAAGACGAUACAGAUGAUCUCAUUGCUCACAGCAGGGCCAAUGCCGGGAGCACGGAGGUAGUAAAAGCGAAAUACAUGGUAGGAUGUGAUGGCGCACACAGUUGGACUAGAAGGCAACUUGGCUUUGAACUAGAAGGCGAGCCCACGGAUUUCAUCUGGGGAGUUUUGGAUAUCAUUCCCAUCACAGAUUUUCCAGAUAUCCGUGAGCGCUGCGCUGUCCACAGUGCCUCAUCCGGUUCUAUGAUGGUCAUCCCUCGCGAGAAUAAGCUUGUUCGAUUGUACAUUCAACUCACGGAGAUCAAGCCCGACGCAAGUGGACGCGCGGAUCGCUCUCAGAUCACGCCGGAUACCAUCAUCAAGGCUGCUCAGAAAAUUAUAGCGCCAUACCAACUCACGUACAAGUACUGUGACUGGUGGACGGCGUACCAGAUAGGGCAACGGGUUGGUACCAACUUCGACUACAAAAACAGAGUCUUCUUGGCGGGUGACGCUGUGCACACUCACUCUCCGAAAGCCGGUCAAGGCAUGAACGUUUCGAUGCAGGAUGCCUACAACCUCGGUUGGAAGCUUGCUCUAGUCGUGAAGGGCGUAGCGCAGCCAUCAAUUCUGAGCACAUACCAGUCGGAGCGUAGACGAAUCGCCCAAGAUCUAAUCAACUUUGAUCACAAGUUCUCCCGCUUGUUUUCCGGCCGCCCGGCAAAGGAUAUCCUGGAUGAGUCAGGUGUCAGCAUGACUGAGUUCAAGGAUGCUUUCGUGAAGGGAAACAUGUUUGCGUCUGGGCUUUCGGUAGACUACGGUUCUAGCAUGCUCGUAGCCAAGGGUGGCGAUGCAGCUGAACAGGGUGACGGCACAGACGUCUCUUCGUCCAAAACGCAAAUCGCUGGAAAUCAAGAAUUGGCGAAGAAUAUCAAGCUAGGAAUGCGUUUCCCGAGCUACAAAGUUCUUAAUCAAAGCGACGCUCGACCAUGGCACUUCCAGGAGUGGUUCAAAUCCGAUGGCCGCUUCCGCCUCGUCGUCUUUGCUGGCAAUGUUCUCUCAACAGCACAAAAAGAUCGCCUGGAUGCUUUCUGCGGGAAACUGACCGCAUCAGCGUUCCUUGCGCCUCACAUCCACAAGGACAUUGAUGUCCUGACAUGCCAUUCGGCCAAGCGAAUCGAGACAGAACUCCUUCGUGAUUUCCCGGAGGUUUUGCAUCCGUUCGAUGACAAGACGGGCUGGGACUAUAACAGCGUGUUUGUGGACGAUUUAAGCUACCACGAAGGACAUGGCGAAGCCUACAAAAAUUAUGGCGUGGACCAAGAGCGCGGCUGCGUCGUUAUUACGAGACCAGAUCAAUAUGUUGGAUUCAUUGGAGAGCUGGACGGCGAGGGUGUGAAGGGUGUGGAGACAUACUUCCAAGGCGUUUUCGUUUCUUAGGCGAGAAUUUUCACGGACCACUCCCAUCGUAUGGUGUUCGCUCACAUGACGAAGCCAUUCACUAUGAGGUUGGGGCCGGGAUCUUGGCUUACGUGGCUCGGUUCAACGAGGGAUGUGGGUCGCCCAACGACCUAAUUCCAAUUUUCGCCCAACCACGUCUUCUCCUGAAAUUGUCAUGUCUCGGCUGCUCCGCGGAGUCUGUUAAAGUUGCAUCUUACGCACGCUUGAGCCUGCCAAAUGCGUAUUCUGUAAUUCGAGACCCAGCGCCUGGAACGCACAAAAGUGAUGCAAACCUCAACCAAUCAGGUCGGCCGCACCGAGAUGAGA
Paraphaeosphaeria sporulosa is the source of this 2481-nucleotide messenger RNA. RefSeq lists its product as uncharacterized. NCBI's taxonomy places the organism in Eukaryota, Fungi, Ascomycota, Dothideomycetes, Pleosporales, Didymosphaeriaceae. Gene Ontology annotation, molecular function: FAD binding. The record is from RefSeq and is a predicted model, not a curated record. The transcript is spliced from 7 exons. Bases 157 to 2154 code for a protein of 665 amino acids.